Messenger RNA from Epinephelus moara (kelp grouper), 2225 nucleotides. RefSeq names its product piggyBac transposable element-derived protein 4-like. The coding region runs from base 520 to 1680 and encodes 386 amino acids. The record is from RefSeq and is a predicted model, not a curated record. NCBI's taxonomy places the organism in Eukaryota, Metazoa, Chordata, Actinopteri, Perciformes, Serranidae. The transcript is spliced from 3 exons.
GAGAGGUUUUCCGGCCAUGGACAUCGGGACGUGAGACUUGCUCUGCAGAGGACCGUAGGAGGAAAACGCAGCAAAAAAUGUGGUUAAAUCAGCGAAGUUUCUCGGACUAAUGGUUUUGAGGAGGAAGAUGAUGAUGAUGAUGAUGAUGAUUAUGAUUAUGAUGAUGAUGAUGAUGAGCGGGAGCCUCCUAAGUCCUCUCCAGCUCCAUCCCAGUCCAGGAAGAAAAGGAAGUCAUGUCCAGAGGUGGAGGACACAGAUGAACUGGCAGAAUCCAGUUUGCUAGGGUUAUCAUCAUCAGCCCCUCCCCCACCACAGCCAUCCAGGACAAGGAGGAAAUCUGCACCUCCAGCACCCACCUCACAUUCCAGAAAAGGAUCAAAGCCAUCACUAACACCUAAAAGGAGCACAGGAUGUGGCUCAACAACUCCACCCUCUUCAAUAUUGACACCUCCUGCACAGACCCCCGCUACACAGAGGACAACUGAAGAGGAAUUAGGGGAGAGUGUGAAAAGGCUUGAGAUGAGCGACCAGGACACGCAGCCGCCCCCACACAACUUUGUCCCUUGCCAACCAAGUGGCCCCACUAUUGGCAGAGGAUCAAGAUGGACACCGUUUCAACUAUUCAAGUUGUUUUUCAACACGACAGUUGUAUGCACUCUCAUCACUAACACUAACAAGAUGGCACAGAAAAUGAAAGCAGCAGGGAAGAAGUUCAGGUGGAAACCUGUUUCGAAGGAGGAAUUUUACACCUUUGUGGCAGUGAUAAUUUUCUGUGGACUGGUGAAGUGCCCGGUUAAAGACGAUUAUUGGAGGAAACAGAGCUCCUACAAUUUCCGCUUUCCAUCUUCUGUCAUGAGCCGGAAUCGGUUCAAUUCAAUCUUCUGGUGUCUUCACUGGAGCGAUCCUGAUGAAGAUGAGGAAAAUAACCAGAAGAAAGGCACUCCACAACAUGACCGGCUUUUCAAGGUGAAGCCACUAUACGAUGACAUCCUGUUGGCCUGCAAAGCUACAUAUUAUCCUGGCCAGCAGCUUUCUACAGAUGAAAGAAUGUUGGCCACUAAAGCGAGAAUAGGGUUCAAACAGUAUUUACCCCUCAAACCAACAAAGUGGGGGAUAAAGCUGUUUGUUCUUGCGGACAUGAAUGGCUACACGUGGAACUACUUCAUUUAUGAGGGUAAAACAGCUGAACAGUUGACGGAUGGACUGGGCCACUCAGCCGUCAUGCGGCUUCUGGAUGUUUCACUUUUGGGGACUGGAUAUCAGGUGUACAUGGACAAUUUUUACACCAGCCCGAAGCUCCUCUCUGACUUGGACCAAAAGAAGAUCAUGGUUUGUGGGACGAUGCGCGAGAGCCAUAGGGGUUUUCCUGCCAUCGAACCAAACAAACUGUUGAAGAAGGCCAAGCGGGGAGAGUUUAGAUGGCUGAGAAUGGACAGGCUGCUGUUCGUCCAAUGGAUGGACACAAAACAGGUGACUGUAGUGUCCAACUUCCACCGAGCCUUCAGUGGCUUCAUCACCAGAAGAAGGGUGAGGGAUGAGGCUGGAAAUGUUUGCAAAACUGAUGUCACCAUACCCGAUGCAGUGAAGGACUACAAUGCCUUCAUGGGCGGAGUUGACCUCUCAGACGCCCUUAUCGGUUACUACAGUGUGCUACACAAAACCAUGAAGUGGUAUAAAUAAGUUUUUUACCACAUGGUAGACAUUGCUGUAGUGAACAGCUACAUCAUAUACAAACUGCUUGCAGUUGGGUGUGGAGAGACUCCAGUGAAACAAAAGAGGUUCAGGGAGCUCCUCAUCAAAGAAAUGACUACGCAGCAACCAUCCCCAACUCGCCGGCCAGCAACAAAAACAUGUGGACCCAUCUUUCCCUCCCAGGAUGCGACAAAGGGUCGAAGACAGUGUGUUGUUUGUAAAAACAAGACCCCAAUAAUUUGCCGAAAGUGCAUGAUGCCCCUCUGCAUUAUUCCAAAGCGAAACUGUUACAUUCAGUGGCACGACAAACAGAAAUCAUAAAAACAAAACUAGCAAACUGAAGCCUGUAGACAAAGAAUUAUAUCUCAGCUCAAAAACUGCCUCACUUCCAGAUUGAAGCCAUUUUACAAACUUCAUCUUAGCCUCAACUAACUGAAGCUUUGAGUUUGAAGUCUUAUUUUUAUUUUAUUUACAGUGUGCCAUUUUGUUUGUUGUUAGAAUUUCUUUUGGUCCUAGAAUUGUUAGAUUAUCAU